GCCCCUGAGCCCAGCGAUCGAGAGCUACACAGACAGAGAGAAGCUCCAAACAUAAAUCGGCGACGCUCAAAUAAAUCAAUAAAAGAUAAUUAAAAAGCCAAACACCCACCGAAACCCCCAACCCAACCCCACCCCAAGCAGCAGCAGCAGCAGCAGCACCGAAGCCCAAGAUACGGAACUUCUAACUCACUGACUCGUUCUUCGAUUCCUCUUCUGCAAUUCAUCCGACCUCGUCUCAUUCCCAGCUGCGGUUUAAUUGCUUUGUGAGUGAUGUAAUUUUCGGUUCCUGCAGUUCGGGGAGAAGCAACCGGGGCGACCUUUGAAGUUAGGGUUUUUUAUUUAUUGUGUUUUUGAAUUAAUAUUGGGUUGAUUCGAAGGGGCUACGCCACUGAGUUUGAUCCCUAGGGUUGUGGAUUUUGGGUAGAUGAGAUUUGGGUUUGCAUUGUAUGGUUUUCGGGUUGUUUGGAAAGAAAAAUACCCGUAUAUUUAUUGAUAAUUGGGGUUUCUGCGGUUUAUUGACAGUCAAUCUAAUUGUCGUUCCAGAGGCAUUUCUCAAUAUAUGUGGUGCUUGAUGUUUGAUUGGCAUCGAAAGAUAUGCAGAGGGGUGAAUAAUAACAAUCUACAGUUCAGUCAUAGUUACUGUUGCUGUUGAAUGUGGAUGGUGUAUAAAUCCGUUGCUUGUUGAGAAAUGCAACCUCACCAGAGCUCAAGAGUUGAUCUGGGUGAGUUGAAAGCUCAGAUAGUGAAGAAGAUUGGGACUGACAGGUCGAAGAGGUAUUUCUAUAACUUGAAUAGGUUUUUAAGUCAGAAGCUUAGUAAGAGUGAAUUUGAUAAAUCAUGUUAUCGUGUAUUGGGAAGGGAGAAUCUUCCGUUGCACAAUCAACUUAUACGUACAAUUUUGAAGAAUGCAUCUCAUGCCAAGACUCCACCUCCAUUUCACGAAGUGAGUCCUGCAAAAACUUUGAUCCAAACUGCAAAAGCAUCUCCCAGUAAAGAAGACGGCCAUGAACAAAGUGGGUCCCUCAUUCCAGCUCAGAAUGUACACAUUUGGUCAAAUGGGGUUUUGCCUUUGUCCCCUCGAAAGGGUAGGUCUGGGAUACGUGAUCGCAAGCUUAGAGAUAGACCUAGCCCGCUUAGGCCAAAUGGGAAGGUCGAAUGUGCCUCGCAUCAGUCUACUGGUACAGAAGAUAGUGGUAGUAAGGGUAUAACGGAAAAUGGAUCUUUGACUCCCUGUGAUUAUCAAAGACCAUUGCAGCUACUUCAGCCAGUUGCAGAACAACCAGAGAACAAAAAGGAGCAUCUGGUCACACGAACCUCUGAUAAAACUAGGAUAGGUAGCAUAAACCACUUGAAAGUUGCUGUUGUUGAAGAUGGGGAUGAGGUGGAGCAGGGAAGACACUCUAAUUUCUCAAAAAGACCUCUAUUGGCACCACUUGGAAUUCCCUUUUACUCUGCUAGUGUUGGUGGUGCCCGUAAAGCUAUUCCAGUGGCAAGCAGCGGCGAAUCUUUCAGCUGCCAUGACAGUGGCGGGUUAUCUGACUCGGAGACAUUGAGAAAAAGGAUGGAGCAGAUUGCAACUGCUCAGGGCAUUGGAGGUGUUUCGAUGGAAUGUGCUAAUACGCUGAAUAAUUUGUUGGAUGUGUAUUUGAAGAGGUUGAUCCAAUCUUCUGUUCAGCUUGUUGGAGGAAGAUCUGCACAAUUUUCAAAACGGCACCCUACCCAUAAGCAGCAGGUUCCAGGCAAGAUUAUUAACGGCAUUUGGCCUAGCAAUCACUUACAUAUGCAUAGCAGCGGCGAACCUGUGGAUUGUAUGCAGGAACAGAAAUCUAGGUGUUCAAUAUCUUUACUUGAUUUCAAAGUUGCCAUGGAGCUAAAUCCGCAGCAACUCGGUGAGGAUUGGCCAUUGCUGCUGGAGAAAAUUAGCAUGCAAUCAUUUGAGGAAUGAAAUGUCCAUACGAAGAUUUGUUUCUCCUGAAGCUAUGGUUGGGUCUGUCUGUUCUGGUUCAAAGGCUUUUACAACUGUGUUUGGAGAAUGUUGACACGCCCAGUUAUUGGCAGGAUGAACCAGAUGACUCCCCCAUUACAUAACGCUCUGGUCCUUGCAAGAUGAAUUAGUGGUCGGGGCAUGAAAAUAACUUUUGUCUUGUGGGUGCAGAGCCAGCGUGAUGAGGAGGUUGUAGCAACCGAGUGAGGGCGACUUUAAGAAAGAAUGCCCUGAAUGGUUGCACUGUUUUGUAAAAUUAGCAUUAAUGUUGGCUGUCUCCUUGGAUUGUUUGAGCAUCAAAGCUUUCUGUAAAAUUUACAGCCUGCGAGGGGGAAUUCUACAAAAUUUUGCAGGGACACUGUUUGUGUAGCUUGGUGAAAGGUAAAAUACUUGUGUAAGGGCUGUAGUGUAGCUCUUUAGGUAUUUUUAGAAUUUGAGAAUUGAUUGGUUCCAUUAUUAAUAACAAAUUGACAUCCAUUUUCUCAUC
Tripterygium wilfordii is the source of this 2471-nucleotide messenger RNA. RefSeq lists its product as uncharacterized. Gene Ontology annotation, molecular function: transcription coactivator activity. The transcript is spliced from 2 exons. The record is from RefSeq and is a predicted model, not a curated record. Gene Ontology annotation, biological process: regulation of transcription by RNA polymerase II. Bases 689 to 1945 code for a protein of 418 amino acids. Lineage: Eukaryota; Viridiplantae; Streptophyta; Magnoliopsida; Celastrales; Celastraceae. Gene Ontology annotation, cellular component: SAGA complex.